AUGAAGCAAGCGGCACAGGCCGCUCAUCGCUCCUCUUCUCAGAAGGCAUUCGGCAGUCAAGGGCUCGAGCCUCUAAGCAAGUCAGAGUUCGAAUGGUGUGUGACAUCACUGUUGCGGUACGGGAAUAGACGCAUGGCCUUCCGCCUCUUUGCAACACUGGACAGCGGUUUUGGAGACAUUGCAGUCUCCAGCUUGAAUCGAAAUCUGGAUUGGGUCGAGGACCUGUUGUCUCUGUUCCAACUGCGGCAGAACUUGUUGGAUCGCUUCGGGUCAUUCGAAGAGAUAGCGGAAGCCCUGCGCUGGGCGACAAACUCGGGCACGGAUGAUUUGAAGAGUCUCGCCCCAACACCUUUGGCCCGCAGUGUUUCAAGGCGAGACUUUGUGGCGGCGGUGGGGUCGCUGGGUGUGUGUGCAAGCCAGGCUAUUCACCUCUUUCUCCUGCUGGACUUUGAUGGCAAGGGCAUGGUAGAGCUGUCGCAGUUCAUGCACGCGAUCGAAGAGAUCCCAACGGAGCUCACUUGGCGGGAUCUGCGUCAGCGGCUGCUAGCCAAGCAAGGAUCCAUGGCCGAUGCGCUUCGUUGUUUAGAUGCCACCAACUCGGAUCUGUCUGAAUCCGAGCUUGCACGCAUCGUAACCAGAUGUGAGAUCCCGGGCUUCCAAGCCCUUCAGCUCGGAGGAAGUUCUGCCAUUUCUGCCUCGAGGGACCUGCGCCGCAUGUUGCGUGCGGCCGCGCCAGCCAUCAGCCUGCAGGACUUUUGGCAGCGCGUGGCCACAGAGUGGCCCCAGGUGGCGGAAGCUGCCGCAGCGAGGCACCCCGUAAAGCCCAACAAGGCCAGCAAGGCCAACAAGGCCGACAAGGCCGACAAGCCUGAGGCAGAGGCACAGACCCCGCAUGCCGCGCAACGGUGCCUGGAGACCUUGCUGUCGGAGCUUCUCCCUGAGUUCCACGAGACUUGCUCCAACUCAGAAAGCAACAUACAAGUCCUUCCCAGCCUGUCCUUCGAAAUGUUCGACGCUCUGUCGUGUCAUGUGGAUGUUUCACAAGAAAAUGCCCGAGAGCUUUUCCACUGCAUCGCAUCAACUGCAGCUGCCUUGGAUGAAACGACGGGUGAGGCACUUCAGCCAGCGAACCUUGCAUCCUCACAGCCCUCUUCUUCAGUUUUUGUGGAAGACUUUGCUGAGCAGCUCACGAUGUGGGCCGAGACUUCGGAGCCAAAAGGCUCUAAAAGGACUGGGGCAGCAGAAAGGGUCCGUCAGGUGGUAGCUCCGGUAAGAGCUGCCAUUUCUGCUUUGAAGGCCGAGCUGCAACCCACAGCCGAAAGCACUGCAGAAACUGCAGCCGAUGACGCCAGGAGAAGUGAAACGAGUGAACUACAGGAGCCGCACCGGGAGGCCCCUUUGAAGGGUCUGUCACGUUCCAAGAUGCGGAGGAGGUCGAAGCUGCCCUGGUGCACCUACUAUCGAUGCUGCCCUUCUUAG
This is a messenger RNA of Symbiodinium natans, 1479 nucleotides long. Lineage: Eukaryota; Dinophyceae; Suessiales; Symbiodiniaceae. The record is from the annotation of a GenBank genome assembly.